Molecule: messenger RNA, 1208 nt
Organism: Salvelinus namaycush (lake trout)
Lineage: Eukaryota; Metazoa; Chordata; Actinopteri; Salmoniformes; Salmonidae
Product: protein spire homolog 1-like
Exons: 7
Biological process (GO): Golgi vesicle transport; intracellular transport; polar body extrusion after meiotic divisions
Cellular component (GO): cell cortex; cytoplasmic vesicle membrane
Molecular function (GO): actin binding
Source: RefSeq, a predicted model, not a curated record
UCAGUGGAUGAAAGACGGAUGAGGAAUACGGCCGUAACAAUCUAUUUUUCAGUAACAAGACGCGUUUCUCAUACAUCUAUAUAUUUUUUCUCUCGAGAACUGCCCUUAUUUACGUGGAUAUAAUAUUAUGGUGUUUAGAUGGCCUAACGGCCGGAGACGGAGUGUUAAUCUCACCAACGCUUCUCCAAGAUAUCCGCGUUGACCAGUACCUGAACUCCUGGGAUUUGAACAUGGAUAUCGCCGAUGGAGCGGAGGAUCUUUCCUUGGAGGAGAUUUUAUCGUUGUACAGCCAGCCGAUCAACGAAGAGCAGGCAUGGGCUGUUUGUUACCAAUGUUGCAGAACUUUGGCGCGGAAACACCGGAGAAGAAAUUCCAAGACUUCUGGCUCAUCUAUUGGGAAUUUGACGAGAAGGAUAGAAGGACCUGGCGAUGUGCGGAUUCUGAGAGAUGGAACAGUUAAAUUGCACCACCAAGACAGCACAGAUAAAUACAGACCUCCCAACACGUCCUUAGAGGUGAUUGAAUCUCUGGGAAUCAUGAUCUACAAGGCGUUGGACUACAGUCUGAAGGAGAGCGAGGAGAGAGAGCUCAGUCCGCCUCUGGAGCAACUCAUCGACAUGAUGACCAACAUGGCAGAGAAGGAGAGGGACAGAGACCCCUGCCCUGAUGAAGGUUACGAGGCCACUGAGGAGGAGGAAGACGAGGAAGACCCAAACACUGUCUGUAAUGUAAAAGGAUUCAGAGACAUCAUCACGCUGUGUACGUCCCACCUGCCCAGCCCCUCUGAUGCCCCUAACCACUACCAGGCUGUGUGUCGGGCGCUCUACGCCGAAACCAGAGAGCUACGCACCUUCCUGGAGAAGAUCAGGAGUGCCAAAGAGAACCUGCGGCGGAUGGAGGGAGACACUAGAGAGGAACCAGGCAGAGAUCUCAACGAGCUACAGAACGCUGACUGGGCGAAGUUCUGGAUGCAGGUGAUGGGUGACCUGCGUAACGGGGUCAAGCUGAAGAAGGUCCAGGAGAGACAGUACAGCCCUCUACCUAUAGAGUUCCAGCUCACGCCUUACGAGAUGCUGAUGGAUGAUAUCCGCUUCAAACGAUACAAACUACGGAACGUCAUGCUGAAUGGAGACAUCCCUCCCAGGUUAAAGAAGAGUGCUCAUGAGGUCAUCCUGGACUUCAUCCGCUCCAGACCACCUCUCAACCCU